AUGGAGAUGGCUGACCAGAGAGCAGAAAAUAAUGUCGUCUCCGGCCAACCCCAAAAUAGUAUUGCAGACUUUGAUCCUCCAAAGAAACCCAAGACAAAGAAGUUUGCUGUUGCCUGUGCCGUUUUGGCUUCAAUGACGUCUAUCUUACUGGGUUAUGAUAUUGGUGUAAUGAGUGGAGCGUCUCUCUUCAUCAAAGAAAACCUCAAUAUCAGCGAUGUUCAAGUUGAAGUUCUUAACGGUACCUUGAAUAUAUACUCUCUCAUUGGCUCCGCCUUGGCCGGUAAAACCUCUGACUGGAUUGGACGCCGGUACACCAUAGUACUUGCCGGAACAAUCUUCUUUAUUGGAGCUCUCCUCAUGGGUUUUGCCCCGAACUACGCUUUCCUCAUGUUUGGUAGAUUCAUUGCCGGAGUUGGAGUUGGCUAUGCUCUUAUGAUAGCUCCUGUCUACACCGCCGAGAUCUCUCCGGCCUCGUUUCGUGGCUUCCUCACAUCUUUCCCUGAGGUGUUUGUUAACGUUGGUAUAUUACUGGGGUACGUAUCCAACUUUGCCUUAGCCAAGCUCCCAAUCCACUUGAACUGGAGGAUCAUGCUCGGCAUCGGCGCAAUUCCCUCAGUUUUUCUAGCCCUCGGCGUUUUAGCCAUGCCCGAGUCACCACGCUGGCUCGUCAUGCAAGGGAGACUCGGAGACGCCAAGCGAGUACUAAAUAGAACAUCAUCUUCUGAAGAGGAAUCGCAGCUCAGACUAGACGAGAUUAAAGAAGCUGCAGGAAUCCCCAAAGACUCAAAGGAUGAGGUCGUUCAGGUUUCUAAACGCAGCCAAGGUGAGGGUAUAUGGCAGGAAUUGCUCAUUCGCCCUACGCCGGCCGUUCGCCACAUUUUAAUAGCAGCCCUUGGUAUCCACUUCUUUCAACAAGUGUCGGGUACAGACUCUGUGGUUUUGUACAGCCCCAGGAUCUUCGAGAAAGCGGGAAUCACUUCUUACAAUGACAAGCUACUUGCAACCGUGGCUGUUGGAUUUGUCAAGACCAUUGCAAUCUUGGUGGCAACAUUUCAAGUUGAUCGGUUCGGACGUCGUGCUUUGCUUUUAAGCAGCGUGGGUGGAAUGGUAGUUUCUUUUACGCUACUCGGUGUGGGUCUUACGGUCGUUGAUCAAUCCCACAGCAAUAGAAGGGCAAUGCUCAAUCAAUGUCUUGUUUUAAUUUUGGUGAGAUGGCCGAUUCCGCUGCUCUUACAACUAAGCAGUGCAAGGGAGAAGUAUUUGGGAAAGAUACUGCAAAUAAAAAAAACCCAGAGAUCGGUGCAGGCUCAAAAGGAGGAAAAUGCGCAACGUAUGCGAAUCAUUUAUGAUGAUAUGAGGGGAUUGAAUACGAUGACGAAUGUGGAGCUUAUGCACGACAUUCGUGUACUAGUGCGGAUCAACUGUUUUACGAAGCGGGCGUCUUGGAACAAUUUGCCUGAGGACUUGAAGAAGUCUAUGUUGGAUGAAUUAUCAGACGCAUUACCGGCAGUGGUGGCCUAA
Molecule: messenger RNA, 1521 nt
Organism: Pyrus x bretschneideri (Chinese white pear)
Lineage: Eukaryota; Viridiplantae; Streptophyta; Magnoliopsida; Rosales; Rosaceae
Product: polyol transporter 5-like
Exons: 6
Coding region: 1-1521 (506 amino acids)
Biological process (GO): transmembrane transport
Cellular component (GO): membrane
Molecular function (GO): carbohydrate transmembrane transporter activity
Source: RefSeq, a predicted model, not a curated record